Molecule: messenger RNA, 2925 nt
Organism: Marchantia polymorpha subsp. ruderalis
Lineage: Eukaryota; Viridiplantae; Streptophyta; Marchantiopsida; Marchantiales; Marchantiaceae
Source: the annotation of a GenBank genome assembly
UACCUGCGAAAGAUCACAUGCACGCGUGGAACUCCAAUUAUCAUGGAUGAGCAUGAAAAAUCUUCGCUGCAGAACGUGACUCCUGAAGGACCACCACGACAAAUUUGCAAACACUGUGCCCAAGCCCCUGAUCUGAACCUCGCCCGCCAACAUGAAUUUGUCCGCUUUCUCAACCGGAACCAUAUGGCCGCUAUUCAGAUUUUGGGUCUCAGUUUCCGGCAUUCUACCGUGACCGACACGUAAACGUUUCCGGCUGCAGAAUACAGUCAACAGAGUUGCCACAAAUCUUCCGGACAGGCGUAGCCACGACGGGAAUUACAGAAGCUUGUAUGUGCGGAAAUCGCAAGGAUCCUCUUUCAGAUUUUUGUAAUUUCGAAAGGUGGAUCCAUCGUGCAGUAACCUGUGUUCACGUACAUGCGAAAGAUCCAUGCCACAUGGUUCGGAUUCCUGAAUGCUGAAUCGGAUUUUUCAACUGUAAGCGUCUGCGAGGUAUGCUGAUUUUAUCAACAUGAUGAUUCGCACUGGGAAGCGCUCACACAGAUGACACCCGGAAUUAAUUAAGGGGUUUGGAUAUGAUUUGUGUUUCUUAUGGAGGGAAGGAUCCGUGGAUAGGUGGGGGAGUUUUGAAGCUGAUCGGCAAUUUGGUUAAUUUAGAAUCUGUUUGUCCAUGUGACUGCUGGGAUGCCGGUGUCAGAACGUUGGAGAGGGCAUCCGGCUCAAAUGUUAUCAACUGGUAGGUCGAGAUUAAUUCAGGAGUCGGGCCCUGAAGAAAGUCGGUCAAAGUUCGGAUCUUGAGGGCAUAGACAUUUCAAAGGUUGAUACAAGAAAUGGAGGACGAUGGAGAGAGGACACAAUUGCUCCAGAAGAUUCUGGAUUUACUCUUGGCAGGAGGCUAUUUUCGUGCUCGCAUAUCCGCACUGUCUGUGUUUGACAAGCUUACAGGUGGAUUGGCAUGGUGCAUAACGUUCAGCAAAGUGGACGUGGAUUUUGACAUAUUUUAUGACGAUGAUGCCACACUUUAUUACAAGAUCAAAGUUGGAGAAGCCAUUGAGGAAGCACUUCAAAGAAUGGGCUGUCCCCAUCCCCUUCAAGCACACCAAAUCCAGGGCCUUGAUUAUCAAGCUGUUCUCCCUGUCGUCAAAUGGCUUGUGAAGCGAGUGCUCGCUACACUCGAAGAGUUUGGUGAUCAGGCACGAAGAUACGCACACUUGCGAUACCAGGAAAAUUACAAGCUACCAGAUGAAAGAUCUCUCCAACAAGCUCGUCUGGAGAAGAUCGAAGCUGUUGUACAAGCAUCCAGCCAGCAGUCUGUGCGGCAGCUAUAUCAACUUGCAAGAGUGAAUGCACAAUCUUCCCUUCAGGAUAUACCGACAUCUAAAGCGGAGCUCGAUCAACUAACUUCAUCCCGCAGUGGUGACCAUUUCUCAGCAAUUGCUCGAUCUGACGUCGUCCAAGCCUCAAAAGGAGACAAGAAGACAAACGUCGAUCACACUAUAGAGGUGCUUAACUUGGAGAAAAAAAUUGGAGGUCAAGACAUGCGCAUUAACCAGCUGCAGACGAAAGCUAGUGCUACUUUGCAAUCUCUAAAGGAGAUGGACGAGACCAUCAUCCACCAGAACCAUCGUAUUGCAAGUGCACAAUCAGCUAUACAAGAGUUGCAGUUUGCUGCUGAAGUAGCAGGCGCAGAAUCAGUGGUACAGAAACUUAUGGGACUGUUGGAGCGUUCUCAGAUUCUUGAAAAGAAAGAGUCUGAUUUUCGUUCAGAGUGUCGCCGGAAACGAUCAGAAAUGCAGCUACAUAUCAAGCAACUCCACGACCCGAGUGUGCUUCCUGCCGAAGAUGACGAGCGUGGAGCUGAAAUCAACAAUGCAUACAAUGCUGAUCUUCAAAAGUGGAAACUUUUGCGAAGUGAGCUUUCGAAGAAGAAUCGUGCAAUUACAUUGCUUCAAAGACGGCUCGGGGAAAUACCUUCACAAACUGAACUCAUGCAAUACGAGCGCCGGUUUGUGGAGCUCUACCUGCAUAUCCAGAGAAAACUAAGGGAAACUAGGAAAUAUUUUGCGACGUACAAUGCUCUUGCGGAGGCAAACGAGUUGACUGUCAAGGAGUUAUCACUUCUUAACUCCAUCCAUAGUCAGUUUGAAGUAGCAAUGAUGACUCCUGGUGGGCGGGCUAAAUUCGUGUCAUCAAUGGAAGGCAUUGCUAACGGGGUGCAGCAGAAACUAGACCAAAUAGAGAGACGAUUUGAAUCAGAGCAGAGCACUUUCAAUGCUUUGAAGGAAAAGCACACUGCUGCAGUGACUGCACAAAGACAAUACUACGCCCUGGUCAAACUAUUUCAAGAAGAAUGUGCGCGAAGUGAUAAGUUACAGGCCAAGGUUGAGAAAGCCAGUCACAUCUAAGUCGAUGCUGUCAGGCUUAAGGAACACCUGUUUCAGAAAGCUGUAUGGAAUUAUCCAUUUCCGGUAGUCACAUCUUUCCACCCUCGCUGUUUAGAACAGUUGCUACUUAAGCUUGCUGGCAACUUGCUUCUCAAAUGGCCUAUGUAUUCAGAGGGCGAGCAAUGAUGAGCAAUCUCAAAGUUGAGAUUGCUCUUCAUUCCCAUACUAAUACUUAGAACAACAGGAGAGCCUUACACUCAUGGUCUUGACCAUAUCUUCAAUCUUGACUCCCACUGCUCUUGGAAGACACAUGUUACUUAUUCCAGUUUUUCAUUUAUCAACUCAGUUCCUUGACACGUCCCUCCUUGGUUAUAAUUUAUUUCCAGAUGACCCCAAACUGUAUCUAAAAGGUUUCAUGUACAUUUGCCCACAUUUUAAUAAUUCAAAUCAAGGACCUACUAGGCAGGGUGCCCAUCUUCACGUGCAUGGCUCUACAGGAAAGUCAAAUUUUCUCCAAAUUUCUCAUAUCUAAAUCCGUAAGUGA